Angiostrongylus costaricensis is the source of this 1494-nucleotide messenger RNA. The record is from the annotation of a GenBank genome assembly. NCBI's taxonomy places the organism in Eukaryota, Metazoa, Nematoda, Chromadorea, Rhabditida, Metastrongylidae.
AUGGUUUCGGAGGAGGACGUCCAAACAAGGAUAUCAGCGAAGCUCACUCCGUCUCAUCUGGAGGUUGUGGACGAGUCGGAUGGCUGUGGCGCGAAGUUCGCCAUCACCGUUGUAUCUAAUGCUUUUGAUGGAAAAAGGCUUCUAGAAUGCCACAGACUAGUUCAAGACGCGAUUUCUGACAUCAUGCCCCAAAUUCACGCCGUCACCAUAAAGGCCUACACUCAGAGCAAAGUUUUAGAAAGUGAAUGUUUACCGUGUUGUUGGCCAGAUGCUAUCAGCAGUUGUUUUCCAGCAAACAUAUUGAAGGUUAAAGUUGACCCUGAUCUGAAAUCGCGAUUUCUGUCUGCUUCGAACUUCCUAUCAGCCAUUGUCAGCAAACUUGAGCGCAGUGAUCUUAUGCAGUUCUAUGCCCUCUACAAACAGGCCACCGUGGGUCAAGCAAGUCGGGAGAUCAACAUUUUGAACGUCUUAGCUCCAGAGUUGAGCAGAAGGAAACGAGCGGCUUGGGGAGCUUUCAAAAACAUCGAAAAUGUAGUGAAGAGGAUAAUGAACACCCGACUCCGCACCCACCUUUUCGACUCAGCAGUACUUCCUAUCCAAACGUAUGCGCCAGAAUCCUUGUCGCUGCGUAAGCAGUAUAAAAGAUCACUCUUUAUCGAAAGGACGAUGCUAGGAGUGUCCCGUUUCACACAAGUAAGGGAUGGAAUCCGAAGCUCCGAUCUGCAUCAACGAUCAAAAAUCAAAGAUGCCAUUCUGUACGCCAAACAGUCGAAGAUAAGGCGGGCCGGACACGUAAUGCGUGUGAACAACAACCGAUGGACAGGAGCCGUUAGUGACUGGAUUCCUCGGGAUGUCAAACGUACUUCAGGAUUACCACCGACCGAUGAGGAUACUGACCGACCGUCGUUCUUCGAUGCCAAGGGCAGAUUGAAGUAUGAGGCUUGGGCCCAACUUGGUAACAUGCCAAAGGAUGUCGCAAUGAAGACAUACAUUGCUAAGAUGGCGUACAUGGACUUAGGCUGGGAUCCUGCGGUGCAAAGCAUACCCUAUGGCUUCGGCACGCGGCCGAGCAGACCAGUGGUCAUAAGUGAAUCAGUGGGUGAAGCUUCAACUGCGGGCGUAGAUCGGGAGGUUGUGUUAUGGUUUACAGCAGCAAAGGCUGAUGACAUAACCACGGUUAUGAAUAUCUUCGAGCGAAGACCGGAACUACUCAACCAGACUGAUCAACACCUUGGAAUGACUGCUUUGCAUUGGGCUAUUGAUUCCGGUUGCGACAAUGUAGUACGGUAUCUGCUGGCGAAAAAUGCGGACGUGAACGCAAUUGAUCCAGAGGGCAACACUCCACUCCAUUUUGCCGCCUGCUGUCAUCGCCAAACAGCGGCAGAGAUUUUGAUUUCUAAAGGAGCGGACAAGACACUGCGAAACUGCGACGGUCAAACCCCAUCUGAAGUAUGUGAUGAUCCGACCCUACAAGCAAUACUAAUACCAUCAUAG